AUAUCUCUGAUGUCCUCCAUUGAUUAGAUAUCUAGUAGGUGUUUUAUUGUCUCUAUUAGCUUGACACAGUGCCAGCCAACGUCACAUCUCAUAGUCCUAGUUUCUGUUGUGCCCAUGUUGAACCCCGAUGUGUCAGCUCGGCCAAAGGUCAGUGGAUUAGGACACCGUCAGCUCCUGAAGAACAAAGUAGCUGCUGUUUUACACCAAGACAUCAGAGGUCAACGUCACAAACGCUACCAAGGAGCAGCUUUUUAGUACAGUGUGUGUGAGUGUGUUUUAUUGGUAAGAUGUGUUGAACAUCACCGUGUUGAAGAGAUGAUAAUAUUAAUUAAGAAGAGUGAGAGCACUUAAGCAACAACUUACUGAAAUGCAAAAAGCUUAAUUGGAAUGUUUGUCAGAAUCCUUCCAGUAAUUUGAUGAGCUUGUAAAGAAGGACAGGGAAUAACGAAAGAUUGUCUUCUUCGCUUAAUUAAUUAAUUAAUUCAAGCAAAUAUAGUAUUUAACAGUAACUUUAACAAGUUCUCUUAUCCAUUAGUGCGAGACCACAACUGAAUAAAAACGGAACCUUGUCUGUUACUCAACCACUGUUCACUGUCGCAUAAACGGACGAUGACGUCCUGUCACGGUGAUUCUUUUAUUUUCAUUUAUUGAUCUUUGAACUGUGCUUUGUAGAGAAACAACGUGGUUUGAACGUGUCGCGUCCAUUCAGGAAAAGAGAUCCGCUCAAUAUUUUGUCAUUUCCUCCAGUCGAUGAGGUUUACUGUACUUUUGCUUGGCCCCCGGUAUUGGCCCAACAAUGUUCCCUUCAAGGACAGUUACCUCCUGACUGCUUUACUAAAUACUUUAAGACAGGCACAAAUAAAGUAUAAAAUAUUCUGAAUUUUGAAGACAAAACCACUAUAAAGCUUGCGUCGGAGUUGUCAUGUGACAGAAGCCACAGCUUCAGGAAGAGAGACGUUCUGACAGCAUGGAAGGGACUCCUGGACUUUGGGCUCUUCACUACAAGUGUUAUCUGGCUUCAGCAUAUAUACACGGAAGCAGCGGUCCGACAAACGCAAAGGCUGCGAGAUACACAAGCCAAACACAGGUGAGAAUUACGCUACAUUCAGAGGUACAAGCAGGUAAACAAGGAGAUCAAAGUAGAAGCGGGUCUGAUCGUUUCUGUUCUGUCGGCGCAGACAUGAAGGCGCUGGUGCUUCUGGCUGUGGCCGUGCUUUCCGGCUGUCACGCCAACCUCUUCUACGCUGACGCUCCCAAGCCCCAGGUGGACGCGCUGACGGAGGCUUUCUGGGACUACAUCGCCAAGGCCACGCAGACGGCCGACGACACGCUCCAGAUGAUCAAGGAGUCUCAGUUCGGACAGGAAGUCAACGCCCGUCUGGCAGAAAGCGCGGACUUAGCCAGCGAGUACGCGGUCGCCCUCCAGGAGCAGCUCUCGCCCGCAGCCGAGCACCUGAUGACCAAGAUCAGCACAGAGGCCGACGUGCUGAGAAACGCGCUGACGCAGGAGCUGAGCUCCGUGCGGGACAAGCUGGAGCCCUACACCGAGGACACGAAGGCCCGGAUCCAGCAGAGAAUGGAGCAGAUGAGGCGCGGACUGGCGCCGUACGCCGACUCCCUGGACUCCGGGGCCCUGAGGUCCACCCUGGUGCAGAAGAGCGAGGAGCUGAAGAGCAGCCUGGAGCAGAGCGUGAAGGGCCUGAAGGCUCAGCUGGGGCCCUACACCGACGGCCUGAAGACCAAGGUGGACCGGCACCUGCAGAACCUCCACGAGAGCGUGGCCCCCAUGAAGGAGAAGGUGCAGGUGGAGCUGAGUCAGGGGGCCAACCUGGUGAAACAGAUGGUGGCCCCCUACGCAGAAGACUUCAGGGAAAAGCUGGACCCCUACACGCAGGACCUCCUGAUGCAGCUCACGACCCUCUACGAGUCCCUCAUUCAAGACAACUGAGGCCGCCUGGUCAACAUGCUUCACCGCGGACCCAGAGGCUGGCUUUGCUUGGGCUGAAACUGAAGCAUGCAGUCGUUUCAUGUGCGAAGGGUACUGUACGCCAAAUGAACUGGAUGCCGGCCCACGGCAUCCUAUUUAUUGCUAAGUGCAAUAUUUGCAAAGCAAACGUCUGCACUCAAACGUGUACAUACUGACUUUUUAUCAUGUGUUGUGAUGUUGGACGCUGUAGCUUUUUUAAAUUUCUCUAAGUUAUAAAAUAAAUUCAGCAAUCGAGCAAAAACAUGGCGACAGAUCCUCGUUAGUUUUUUUUUUUUUCUUUCAGUGCUGCCUCUGCAGCCGCUGUGUUAAAAUGUGACAAGGUGUCAUGAAGUGUGAGCGCCGAGCGAUUACUGGGGCCACGGGCCACAGCGGCACGUCUGCUGUGUUUUACUGGAAGGGGACCAGUGUUUUCCCUCAGUGGCCAAGUCCUAACAUGCCCUCUCGCGGCUCCAUCUCUCCAUCCAGAGGCAGAGAGGCCUGCUCUUAUCCUCGUACUUGUCAACGCUUGCCAUGAAACGGCUCCUUCCUGGUGCCGGCGCUUGAAACGUGCGCGGCCCACGUGAUUUCAUUUAACGCAGCUCACACAUAAAGGCAAACACUAUACGCACACACGACACAAAGCCUUAUCGUCCGAGUCCUCCCACUCUUUACUGUGCCAGCAUCCAACGUGGAGGGUCAGGGUCCAACGACAAUGCAGCGCACACACAUAUACACACAGUACAGUACAUGAUUGUUCAUUGUUUAUUGCAUUGUGUGCAGGUUUAUUCUGGGAUGCCUCAUAAUCGCGAUACAACUCCGCGAUUUGAAGCUUGAUAUGAAGAGGAAAGCACCUUUAAUCAAUGUAGCUUAAUGUAAUUGAGCUAUUUAAAAGUCCUCUUUUUACAACUCUCUACAAAUCUCCGUCCCUACGAAUGCAAAUCCGACGUCCCUUUCUCAUGCGCCGGCCUGUUUUAUACCUGAUUAGCACUUGUGUGGGCCCCCAGAGUCUCUAUUCACGCUGCAUUAUCAGUCAAAACCGCUGAAAGGCAGCGCUCUACCCCUGGAGGCCAGACCCGUGUCUGCCCCAUUCACACUCCACUGCAAGGAGGGAGUUGCUGUUGACACACACGCGUUUCUCUGAACAAGAUGGAUCCUGUCUUGUUCACCAUGGGGGCGAGCAGAGAUUCAGGUGUUUUGAUACAGAGGAGUGUUGCGUCACAUCAGGCCACUGCUGCUCCUCUGAUGCUGCAUCACUGCUGCUGGGGAGGAAAACUGUCACGUCUGUGCGUCGCUGUGAGGGCUUUCAGGCCGCUGCUUGCUUGUUGUGGCUAUGAGACCACAAUGUUAUGAAAGCAUGUGCUUGAGGAGAAAGAUGAUUAAAUCCAACAAAACUGCAGUGGAUGAAGCCGGUGUUUUCUCUCCAUCUUUGAAGAACAGUAGAAAUAAAUAAGUAUAUUGAGUUUAAAGAGUGACUGUACUGAACUGUAAAGUAAAACCAAACGUAAUGAAUUUUUGCAGGCAUCUGAAUAAGUCUCCUGAUAAUUAACGUCAUGCAGUGGUGCUAAAACGUUUCUACUGAAAAUAAGAAAUCUAGUUGACAUGACUCAACCUUCAGUGGAAAAGAAGUGAACACACUGCCAUCUAGUGGUGAAACUGUAACCAUGCAUGAGUCAAAUAGAUGUAUUUCCUCCUUUUUAUCUUUAAACCAACCAAACUUAAAAAAUAAAAUGCUACUAAUAAUGAUUUAUUUAUAACUAUAGCUUCAGUUUCCCUGCUAAAGUCACACGAUUACCCUGUCUGUUAUUGUUUGGCUGCAUCUAGAAUAUAUAUCGGUUCAGUUUACGUAGUAAUAUUUAUUGGGGAAGUCGAUGUCAGAACAUCCUAAUUGAAGAAACUUUCUGUGUCUCAUUCUAAUUCUAUGCUAGUGAUUUAUUUUUUACAAUAUCACUAUAAAAAACUGUCAGACCAGGGAGGAAAGUUUUAGGAUUGACAAAAGCAUGUUUUCUCCACGUUUACUGUUGUUGACCUUUGUAAAUGUAAAGAACAAAUAUUCAGAUCCUUAAACCAAUGUCAUUUGGGUUCACAAAAUACUGAGCAAACUUUAGUGUGACGUUAAUCAUUAUUUACUAUUGACUAAAAAGCAAAACAUUAAACUGAUUUUAUAAAAGACUAAAAAAAAGACUCUUCUGUAUUCGUGGCGUUUUGUGUGCAGUCAGGGCUCAGGUAACUUUGCGUGUGUGUCGCUGCAGUUAAUGAAAUUAGGUCCAUGUGAUGUAGAGCCGAGUUUUACUGGGGAAAUCCUAAAAAAUAAAUAACAACUACGGCUGUGUUAAUUUCACAACUUUUAUCCUGUGUGUAUGCCACAGAUACAACAAAUGUUCAUUUAUGUCAUGUUGAAUGACUGUCAUUUGGUAUUUGACUUCCGGGUUCGACGGCUAAAUUUUUUUCAAGGGUCUGCUUCCGUUCCGGCCUCUAAUUGUUUUCACCUGUUCCGUGUUGUCCACGUCCGUGAAACUCACGUGAGCCUCGUUAGGGCUCGUGUAAGUGGUUCCCGCCACCCCAUGUUGGAGGGAAUGAGCGUUGUUUCAGGUUCUGGGCUGCCGUUGUUGCACUUAGAAGCAUUCUCGCGUCUUUUUCCGACCAUUUAACAUUUUUCAAGUCAAGCCGCCGACGGUGCUUUGCGUUUUUCGUGUGUAUCAUUGUAUUCAAGCCAUGUUCGUGCCUGAAGUCACUGAGCCAGGUCAUGUUUUACUGUGUGGACUCGGUCUAUUCAAUCCAGUCUGCUGUCAGCUGUUCUAACCUUGGAAACCACUGUGGACUUUCAUGCCUGAAGCCUCAGGGCCGUCGGCCAUUUUGACUCGCUUCCUUAGACUUGGUGAUGUUCUUCUCUCUUCAAACCCCGGAUCCACAGAUCUUGCUCUGUGGGAAAGCACCCCUGUGGACACUCUCCCACCGCACCGACUCCUGUGGAAGCCUAGAAGCAGCCUGUGAGGGACAGGAAGGCCAGAAGGUUGGUGGAUGAACGGGAAAGGAUUUGAUGGAACAGACGACAUCUGAAGCAGACCUGUUCAGAAACCUUCAGAAGGGACGUAAGGCCAACACCAACAACAAAGGGUGGUGAUUCUACUGAAGGUCCACUCAGUGGAAGGCCCUUGGCAGCACUGAUGCUUUGGUGGGAGCUCUGGUUUGACUGGAGGAGCGUUUGCUGCACUGCAUCUACUACAAUACAGAGAAUAAAUCUUACCAGAGCCAACAAGCACAUCUGGAUUUCCAAGCGUCACAGCUGCAGUGAAAUCUUCACCACGAUACUCCAUGUCACAUUGCCAAUUUACAAAUUUAUGCUGUUGAGUCUACAAUAUAUAAAAAGUUCAAAAAAGUAACUGUUAGUGAUACGCACUGGUGAAGGAAUCAGAAGAAACAACCCGAGAGGACAGUCACCAUACCUGGAUGGCUAUUUUGGAGCGAACAGCAGUUGUGAGCUGGUGGAUGACCUGGGCAUUCAGGCUGCCAGUAUUGUCCAUAUCACCAACCAUGACUGGAAAGGACUAAAAAAAAUGUGAAUGAAUAAAUAAACAUCAAGGUCCAGGAACAUUUAAUCCUCAAGCUCAAAUCAUCACUACUGUCUGACAGACACCAUGUCACCUGGAAGGACCACACGAAUCACAUAAGGGCCUAUUCUAAACACGCUAAAGUGUGUGUAUUUGUAUAAAACAAUGUUGUCAAUUAAUUACUACUAGACUUGGAGCACAUUGUUAAAGUAACAUUGUGCUUUAGAUCUAGUAAAGAUUGUGCCGAAGCUCUAUUUUCCCCAGAACAACUCAAAAUGCAACUCAACAUAAUUUCAGUCAUCUGACAACAUUAAAUCUAUAAACAUUAUCAAUCAUCUCCCUAAAAAAAUCAUCAUGAACUAAAUAAUUAUGACUGGAGUAAAACUGAAAAAUCAACCAUGCUUUUUGGACAUACAAUUAUUUAGCUGUAAAUUUAGUAUCAGGCCUCAAGUCCAUUUUAUGAACAGUUAAGUUUUACUUGGCAAAAAAUAUGAUUCGCCUAAAAACAGUCAAAAACGAGGGGUUUAGCACUCGAAUUAAGUAUUUUGAAACGUGUUAUCUUCCUUUUAAAAAGGGCAAUGUUUCUGUCCUUAUUAGAUCAUUAUUGAUAACUAUUGUGAGAAAGUAUUAACAUGAACCAGACCAAUGUGUUCACGUGGAUGAAUAGCAUAAUUAUAGCCUACAGUUUAAGCAAUGGUGAAUUGAUCAAAUUUGUGAUUUUAGAAUUAUGUAACAAACUGGUAGCCCUUCACAUUAAUCUGAUGCCAAGUAGCCAUGUUCAAAAGGUUUGGUGAUAUGAAAAAACAAAUCUAGAUUAAAACAAUACAAGGCCCAAGAUUAUAAAUUUUGGAUUAUAAAAAGGAACCAGCAGUUUCAUUCCACAGACAAUUGGCAAACACUUUUCUUUCUAGUUUCUCUUCCUGCAUUUUAAAGACUAUACUUUGUUGUACCUGCACACAAUAAAUUGAAAUAAUACAAUGUU
Betta splendens (Siamese fighting fish) is the source of this 6496-nucleotide messenger RNA. RefSeq names its product apolipoprotein A-IV-like. Gene Ontology annotation, biological process: positive regulation of lipid biosynthetic process; cholesterol homeostasis; cholesterol biosynthetic process. Gene Ontology annotation, cellular component: blood microparticle; extracellular region; high-density lipoprotein particle. Gene Ontology annotation, molecular function: phosphatidylcholine-sterol O-acyltransferase activator activity; phospholipid binding; cholesterol binding. Bases 968 to 1948 code for a protein of 326 amino acids. The transcript has 7 exons. The record is from RefSeq and is a predicted model, not a curated record. NCBI's taxonomy places the organism in Eukaryota, Metazoa, Chordata, Actinopteri, Anabantiformes, Osphronemidae.